Molecule: messenger RNA, 1088 nt
Organism: Helianthus annuus (common sunflower)
Lineage: Eukaryota; Viridiplantae; Streptophyta; Magnoliopsida; Asterales; Asteraceae
Exons: 6
Coding region: 157-639 (160 amino acids)
Source: RefSeq, a predicted model, not a curated record
ACAAACCCUAAUUCGUUCUCUUCCUGCGCCUUCGUCUACAGAAACCCUAAUGGCGAAAUCCUACACCUCCAUCACAAACCAGUUUCAUCACUGCGAUUUGGGUGAAACGCUCAAGAUUCACAAUGAUUGGGUUUUCCUUUUGUCUGGUUUGAUUUGAUGAGCACGCAACAAUUGAGAGGUUCGUCGGUAUUUGAUGUUCAAUCGAUCUUCAGUCAUCUUCGAUCUUCAUCUCGCAGAUACAAAUUUUAUUUCAUCGCCACAACGAGCCUCUCAAGACUCAUCCCUCCGUUUGUGAGUCCUGUUCACAAAUCGUAUUUGACUUCUUGGCCAUUCGAUUCUUGGUUUUCAUCUCUCAAAUCUUCUUCGCAAAUCGAGAAGGCUAAAUCUUGUACAAAAUGUUACAAAAUUGACACUUCCAGUAGCAAAGAAAGCGGAGUCAAAACCGAACUGAAUCGCACCUUGCACAUCCCUAAAAUCACUUCAGAUGAUAUCCUUGCAAUUAUUGCAAAUGUAACUCAUAUUGAAUCAUUAAUAGGGAAGCGAACUGCAACCAAAUGUCAACUUUCAGGUAAUGAACUAAAGGACAAUAAGGAUGCAAAUCAUUCCUUUACUGGUGAAAUUUUGGACUAUGUAAAGUAAAAUGUGAAAGUAAGAAGCGAUGUUAUUCACGAUAAUUUCUUAAGAACAAAAGAUAUGUCCAGUCGUACAACUCCCGAGAUUCUUGUGCUGUAUAUAUACUUCGUUGGAAGGUACAUGUCUCGAUCGGGCCUUUAAUAAGUGAACAUGUCAAAAUUGCCAGCUCUACUUAUCAUGCUUUCCUUUUUAAUGUUUUGCUAAGCAUAGGUCAAGAGAAGCUAACCCACAAUUAGUAGAUUAUCUCAUGUUAUUACUUGUCAGGGCAUGUUUGGGAUCCAUUUAAAAAAAAACAAAUGAAGAGACAUUUGGGGCACUUGGUUACACUUACUCCAUUAUUGCAGUGUAUGUAACUAAACAACUAUAUUUUGGAUAUUACUACUCAUCAACAUACAUGAUUUAUAACAAUUGUAGGUGUUAUUCGCAUGAAGGAUCUUCUUCAUUUUUCUAGAUAC